AUGGCGGGUUUCGAUGGGUACCUUGUUUAUUAUUCGCGCCGUGUAGAGGCCUCUUCAGAUGACAAACAGUGGUACGAAGUGAUGCUGAGUCUGGCGGCUAAAUCUGCUUGUCAGCCAGUCUUUACUUCUGCUGCUCAUGGAUGGGUAGAGCACAUUGAAGACUGGCGUAAACUGACCAGUGCCAUUAACAAAUCUGAGGAGCGUAGGGAACUUCCCACCAUACCACAACCUACGCAUCAGAUGGAGUGGUUGGCUAGAGUCAACUUUAAGCACAGAGCAGUGCGCCGUGACGUACCACAACAGAGACAACCCCAAGUCUCCCAGAGUCACGACCUGAACUCCUCAUUUUACGUCUACUAGAGAGGAGAGUUUUCUUGGUGUCUGAUCAUGUCGAGCAUGUCUUUGGCGAGAUCACUGUAGGAAGCAUACCAUUACUUCUCUUCUGGACGCUGGCAUUUUUUAACUGUGAAUUUUAUUGAGAGCAGUGAAUGUCUUUACUUAGACAGUGCAUGGUGUAUUCAACACACGUGCUCCAUGAUUUGUAUAGACCUUCACAGUGUCCAAGUUACAAGAAUGCCAUAGUAACCACUGUGCUUCCAGUUUGAGUGAUCGGCAUUGUCAUUCUGCAUAUGCUGUGUUGCACAUUCAAAACAUUCCCGUGGAACCUUCAGUUCAGUUUGCAAAGAGACUGUUUAUAUAUGGCAAUUUAAGUUGCCUUUUAUUUGUGUGUUGGACAGAACCCUCCAAUCUGACUUUUUUUUCGGAGUAAUGACCCUUUGAGUCAAAAUACACCUGUAGUGAGUGUACUACUUUCAAAGCAUGCUAAUACUUACUAGCUCAUCUAAGAUUGACUGCUGUACAAGUUCAUGUACAUCUCUCUUAUGAUAAGAAUUUUAAAUCCAUAGCUUCAUACAUGUACUUUAUUUUUUCCAUAUAAGAAUAACACAAGCAUUUAUGGUUUUCUGAAUAUGUCAGUUGCUGACAUUUUUUCAAUAUUCCAUUUUUUGGAUUUUGUAGCUUUUUUUUUAGCCUGUAGUCAUUGGAUUGUCUUAAUUAUAUUCAU
Saccostrea cuccullata (small rock oyster) is the source of this 1063-nucleotide messenger RNA. RefSeq lists its product as uncharacterized. The transcript has 6 exons. Bases 1 to 360 code for a protein of 119 amino acids. Lineage: Eukaryota; Metazoa; Mollusca; Bivalvia; Ostreida; Ostreidae. The record is from RefSeq and is a predicted model, not a curated record.